This is a messenger RNA of Carassius carassius (crucian carp), 1314 nucleotides long. RefSeq lists its product as uncharacterized. NCBI's taxonomy places the organism in Eukaryota, Metazoa, Chordata, Actinopteri, Cypriniformes, Cyprinidae. The record is from RefSeq and is a predicted model, not a curated record. Bases 397 to 1314 code for a protein of 305 amino acids. The transcript has a single exon. Gene Ontology annotation, molecular function: nucleic acid binding. Gene Ontology annotation, biological process: DNA integration.
GCCAAGUUGACUAUAGUCAAAACCGCACAACGAGAAGUGUACCAGGAGGAAUUUGAGAGUUUGACUAAGUUUGGUAAAGUCUCACAGCGUAGCACGCUCCUGAGGCUUGACCCCUUUGUGGACAAGGAGGGUCUGUUAAGAGUUGGGGGUCGCAUUCACUGUGCUGACAUCUCUGACCUAGAGAAGCAUCCCUUGAUAAUCCCUCCCAACCAUCACGUGACUGGUCUUUUAAUUCAGCAUUAUCAUGAUCAAGUGGCUCAUCAAGGCCGGCAUUUUACUGAGGGUGCUAUACGUAGUGCUGGAUUGUGGAUAGUCAGUGGCAAAAGAUCUGUUUCAAAUAUCAUCCACAAAUGUGUGCUAUGCAAGAGACUGAGAGGUAAAGUAGAGAGUCAGAAGAUGUCGGCUUUGCCUUCAGAUAGAGUUUCUGUAGAUCCACCUUUCACCCACACAGGUCUUGAUGUUUUUGGACCAUUCACUGUGGUGACACGUAAGACAAGAGGGCAUAACGCUGAGAACAAGCGAUGGGCUGUCGUAUUCAGUUGCUUAAAUACCAGAGCAGUUCACUUAGAGGUAGUGGAGUCCCUAUCAGCGUCAAGCUUUAUUUGUGCUUUGCGUCGCUUCUUGGCUGUCAGAGGACCAGUGAAGCACUUUCGUUCUGACAGGGGGACAAAUUUCAUUGGAGCAGUCAAGGAACUUCAAAUUGACAGUAGCGGCUCAGAGUUGAAAGGCUUCUUGCAGAAUCAAGGUUGCACAUGGACCUUUAAUGCUCCACAUUCCUCCCAAAUGGGAGGAGUGUGGGAAAGAAUGAUCGGGAUUGCCAGACGUAUUCUGGAGGCUCUCUUGAUGAAAACUCCCACAAGACUCACGCAUGAGGUCUUAACAACUUUAAUGUCAGAAGUCAUGGCCAUUAUGAACUCCAGACCCUUAACCCCAAUCUCAUCAGAUGCGGGCAUGCCCCAAGUGCUUUCACCAGCAAUCCUCUUAACUCAGAAGGCGAGUGUUGCUCCAGCUCCUCCAGGAAAUUUUGAGAUAGGUCACCUGCACAAAAAUCAGUGGCGUCAAGUCCAGAUGUUGGCUGAUUCAUUCUGGAAGCAAUGGAAGCAGGAGUACUUGUCCACCUUGCAACCCAGGAGAAAAUGGACAGAGGAGAGAAAGAGUAUUCAGGAAGGAGACAUUGUUCUGUUGAAGGAUGGAGAAGCUAAGCGCAGUGAGUGGCCAAUUGGUCUCAUAGCAAAGACCAUAGCCUCAUCUGAUGGAAAAAUUCAUAAGGUUAUGGUGAAGACUGCUAAGCAGGGGUAUUCAGAGAGUACUUAA